AUGAAUAAAUUUAAACUGAAGGCAGGAUUCGAUCGAUUGCCCAACGAAAUUAUUCUCGAAACAUGGGAAUAUUUAUCGUCAAACGAUAUUAUCUAUUCAUUUUUCAAUUUAAAUCAACGAUUUAAUAAUUUAUUUAUGGAACAACGUCGAAUCUUACAAAGUUUCGAAUUACCAACAUCAUAUUCAUUAUUUUGGGAACAAUCUUUAUCAACAAUGGGAUUCCAAAUUCAUACAUUAAUUCUUCGUCAUGAUAAUUACUUGACUCCAUUUCAUCUACUUCCAAAUUUAAAAUCGAUUAUUAUUUCAUCGAAGUUUUUUAUUGAUUACGAAAUAGUAGAUGCCAUAAUGAAAAGUAUAACCCACGCUCAGAUAUUACCUGUCUUUUUCUUUGCUCCUUUCUGCAGAUACCUCGUAGGGAAAUGAAUAUAUAUUAAAAAAUAGAAGAAAGAUAAGAAGAAAAAAAACAUUUUCAUCUCUCAAGAUUGUAAAUGUAUUCAUCGAUACUGUGAAUUACUUUUAAGUUAAAACAUGUGAAAUACUUCAUUGGAAUUGUAAAGCAACAAAAUUGAACCAAGACAAAAUGAAAAGGAAAAACAGAAAGUUAAACAAUCCAUUUUGUUUUAAUUAUCUUUGUGUUAAUCUGUAGUUGCAUCUUAUGUAAUUUAUUUUCACGUAUUGUUUUUAUUGUUCUUUCCAUGAAUAGUCACUAAUCAAUGGAUUAGCCAUCAGCAUAUAUAAUUUCAAAAAG
Messenger RNA from Rotaria sp. Silwood2, 748 nucleotides. The record is from the annotation of a GenBank genome assembly. NCBI's taxonomy places the organism in Eukaryota, Metazoa, Rotifera, Eurotatoria, Philodinida, Philodinidae.